AUGGCCUCACAACGCGUCGCUCUUCGUCUGCCGGUCGCGUAUCGCGCCUUCUUCCUGCUCGUCGAGCCGCUGUCCGCCCUCGCGGGCGCCUUCUACAACCACGUCCGCCAGCGACGGUACCUCGAGUUGCUCGAUGCGGCAUCAGCCCCGGCGCAGGUGCCCUUGAGCACGUCGGUGGCCAUGUCACAACUGGCCAACAUGUACCUAUUCUUCGCCCUCAACGAGGCACUCGUGCUUCGAUCGACAUGGGACUUGCGCGUGUGGCGGACGGUGUUGCUGGUGCUGCUCAUCGCCGACCUCGGCCACCUCUACUCCAUGAAAGAGCUCGGCCCCGCGAUAUACUACAACGUCGCGGGUUGGAACGUGGGAGACUGGGGGAACGUGCCGUGGGUGUACGCGGGCGCGGCGCUGAGAAUCUGCUUCCUUGCGGGCGUCGGGCUUGACGGGUCGAAGCGGGCGCGUAAGCAGCAGUGA
Purpureocillium takamizusanense is the source of this 474-nucleotide messenger RNA. RefSeq lists its product as uncharacterized. The record is from RefSeq and is a predicted model, not a curated record. Bases 1 to 474 code for a protein of 157 amino acids. The transcript has a single exon. Lineage: Eukaryota; Fungi; Ascomycota; Sordariomycetes; Hypocreales; Ophiocordycipitaceae.